AUGUCACUGUCCAGUCGUAAUGGUGACGCCAGACAAGUGAACGACGUAGAUAGCAGUGGGUUAUUCAGACAAGAGAAUCAGUGUUCGUUGAUACUAGCUGUGGUCCUCAACAGACGUCCAUCACGCGUCUCCAGCAAGGACGGGGAGAAACUAGACGAGUUUACUAGGCUUGUCAAGUAUGCGUCAACUUAUCGAGACAAGGACGUUCAUGGUCCAGAAGAGGGAGAGGUGCGAACCCGCCGCAUCUGGUACGCUCCUUGGCGACAGAAGAGAUUUCGUUGGAGAUACAUUGGAAGCACACCUAGCUUUCCAGAAGAAUGGCUUCUCACCGAUAUUCGUCAAGGCCUCUCUGAAUCCGACGUGUCUACGAGACGGAGUCUCGUUGGUUACAAUGAACUAGCUGCGGAGAAGGAGAAUCCGUUUGCUAAAUUCCUCUCUUAUUUUCAAGGGCCCAUCUUAUAUGUGAUGGAGCUCGCGGUUUUGCUCGCUGCAGGACUAGAGGACUGGAUAGACUUCGGUGUUAUCAUUGGCAUUCUGUGCCUGAACGCUGUGGUGGGCUGGUAUCAGGAGAAGCGAGCUGCUGAUGUUGUUUCCGCACUCAAAGCCGAUAUUGCUAUGCGAGCUAUAGUAGUUCGUGACGGAGAGGAAGUUGAUACUUACGCGCGUGAGCUUGUUCCUGGAGACGUGAUCAUAAUCGACGAGGGCCAGACAAUUCCCGCAGAUGCUAAAAUAAUUUGCGCCUACGAUGACCCCGAAAAUGGAUGGAACGAAUAUAAAAGGCUUAUGGAGGAGGGGAAACUGUCAGCCGGAGCGGCUGAUCACUCGGAGGAUAAAGACGGCAGCGAGCAUGACGAAACAGAUCAGCGAGGACCCUCAGUCAUAGCUUGUGACCAUUCAGCUAUAACUGGUGAGUCUCUUGCCGUUGAUCGCUAUGUGGGCGAUACGGCUUUCUACACCACUGGAUGCAAGCGUGGUAAAGCCUAUGCGGUGGUCCAGUCGACUGGGCCGAGGACCUUCGUUGGUCGAACCGCUGCCAUGGUUCAGAAUACGAAGGACACCGGUCAUUUUAAAAUGGUCAUGGAUAGUAUUGGCACAGUUCUACUAGUUCUCGUGAUGGCAUGGAUCCUAGCUAUGUGGAUUGGCGGGUUCUAUCGGAAUAUCCCUAUUGCCUCGCCAAAAGAACAGACCCUUCUCUUUUACACCCUAGAAUUGUUGAUCAUCGGAGUCCCGGUCGGCCUUCCAGUCGUUACAACCACGACAUUAGCUGUUGGAGCAGCGUAUCUCGCAAAGAAGAAAGCUAUUGUACAGAAGCUCACCGCCAUUGAGUCACUUUCGGGUGUUGAUGUCCUAUGUUCCGAUAAGACUGGAACUCUAACAGCAAAUCGACUCAGCAUCCGAGAACCGUUUGUGGCAGAAGGGGUCGAUGUGAACUGGCUGUUUGCCGUGGCAGCACUAGCAUCAUCCCAUAAUGUUAACACCCUUGAUCCCAUUGAUAGGAUCACUAUUUUAUCACUCAGACAGUACCCCAAGGCAAAAGAGAUCCUUCAGCAAGGUUGGAAAAUGGAAGAAUUUCAUCCGUUUGACCCGGUUUCGAAGCGGAUUGUAUCAGUUGCAACUUGCAACGGGACGAGAUAUACAUGCACCAAAGGUGCGCCGCAGGCUGUUUUGCAGCUCACUAACUCCUCGGAGAGCACUGCAAAGACGUAUAAAGAAAAAGCAACAGAAUUUGGCAGCCGCGGCUUCCGUUCCUUAGGUGUUGCUGUUCAAAAGGAAGGUGAAGAUUGGACUCUCCUUGGCAUGCUUCCGAUGUUUGAUCCUCCCCGCGAGGAUACCGCCCAAACAAUUGCUGAAGCCCAAAAGCUUGGGAUUCAAGUUAAGAUGCUUACAGGUGAUGCUAUUGCUAUUGCAAAAGAGACCUGUAAAAUGCUGGGCCUAGGUACUAGGGUGUUCAAAUCUGAGAAGCUUAUCAGUGGCGGUCUAAGUGGUGCGAUGGCCGCUGAAUUAGUUGAGAAAGCUGAUGGAUUUGCUGAGGUUUUUCCUGAACACAAAUACCAAGUCGUUGAGAUACUUCAAGAUCGUGGCCAUCUCACUGCCAUGACUGGAGAUGGGGUAAACGAUGCGCCUUCCCUAAAAAAGGCUGAUUGUGGUAUUGCAGUUGAGGGGGCAUCUGAGGCUGCUCAAUCUGCUGCAGAUAUUGUUUUUUUAGAGCCGGGACUUUCAACAAUCAUUGACUCCAUCAAAGUUGCUCGGCAGAUAUUUCAUCGAAUGAAGGCAUAUAUCCAAUAUAGGAUAGCACUCUGUCUUCAUUUGGAAAUCUAUCUUGUCACGAGUAUGAUUAUUUUGAAUGAAAGUAUCCGGGCUGAUUUAAUUGUUUUUCUUGCGCUUUUUGCUGAUCUGGCUACUGUUGCUAUCGCAUAUGACCAUGCAUCUUAUGAGCUCAGACCGGUAGAAUGGCAGCUGCCAAAGAUCUGGAUUAUCUCUAUUAUACUUGGCAUCUUACUUGCAGCAGCAACAUGGGUUAUUCGUGGGACUAUGUUUCUCCCGGAUGGCGGCAUUAUUCAGAACUGGGGCUCUAUCGAAGAGGUCAUUUUCCUCGAGGUUGCACUAACAGAAAAUUGGCUGAUAUUUAUCACCAGAGGAGCUGAUACCUGGCCGUCACUACAGUUGGUCGGCGCAAUAUUUGGUGUCGAUGCCUUGGCCACAAUAUUUUGCUUGUUUGGCUGGCUCUCGAAUAGAGACAUGGUCACGGACCCCUAUGACCAGUUACUUAAUACUCCGAAGGAAACACAAAAUGGGUGGACGGAUAUUGUGACGGUUGUCCGGAUCUGGGGCUAUGCCAUUGGAGUCACCGUUGUCCUCGCGCUGAUAUACUAUGCUCUGAACAAGAUUCGGUGGCUGGACGAACUCGGUCGAACUAAGCGGAGUAAAGGAGACAUCCAGAUUGGGACGAUUCUGAGCCAUCUCGCUCAAAUAUCUGUUCAGUACGAGAAGGAAGGCGAAAGCGGAGGAGGUCGUUUCUUUCUCGCUAGCAAGGAAGAAGGUGAUAUGGAAUGAACGUGGGUGUGCGUUUAUUUGCGGAGGAACCCCAAUUCGCGAAAAACCAUUAAGUACCAGUUUCCGCGUUAAAGUGUCAAUCGAGUGGUCUCUUUCGUCGAAGCCGAGCGCCAUUUGAGGUUCAAUGUUGAUUGAACUGUCAGCAGCAGCAGCGUACCUAUGCGAGGUAGCGAAUGCCGUUAGUGAGCUUGACUAAGGGAAGCAAAUUACUGGAUGCUACUCAUCUAAUCAUUUUGUCUAAGCAGCGGC
Messenger RNA from Paecilomyces variotii, 3303 nucleotides. RefSeq names its product E1-E2 ATPase-domain-containing protein. The record is from RefSeq and is a predicted model, not a curated record. The coding region runs from base 1 to 3054 and encodes 1017 amino acids. Gene Ontology annotation, biological process: proton export across plasma membrane; regulation of intracellular pH. Lineage: Eukaryota; Fungi; Ascomycota; Eurotiomycetes; Eurotiales; Thermoascaceae. Gene Ontology annotation, molecular function: ATP hydrolysis activity; P-type proton-exporting transporter activity; ATP binding. Gene Ontology annotation, cellular component: plasma membrane. The transcript has 5 exons.